AUGACUGGUCUCAGCUUGACAUCCAGCCCAGCGUGGCUUCCCUCCCCAAGCUCUCUUGGAAUAGUUGUCGCUCGAUAUAAUGAGCCCCUCGAUCCUUGGGCGGAAGUGGCAUCAAACUCAUACCUAUAUGUCAAAUCCAACAUAACCCAAUCCGAAGACAACGUCCCGCACGAUUCAUUCCGCCUCUACGAACAACUGCCUAACUCCGGCCGCGAGGGGCAAACCUACUGCCACCAUAUUUACUCCCACUACGAUACGUUGGAGCCAAUCAUCAUUUUCUCCCAAGCAGCGCCAUUUGAUAUGAUCGGACCAGUAACAAAUUCCAUGCAAGAGCUCGUGGAACAGGCUCUGCAGACCCCAGAGCCGGAGUACGAUCCAGUCACGAUAUAUAACCAUGACCUCCUUCAUGACCUUGCUGAAUGGAACAAGAUCAAUUGGUCUUCUCCCGACGAGUCGUAUUGGGUUACGCCAGCUCAGCUCAAAUCAUUGACCUAUGCUCCUUAUGACAUGGCGACUUUUUGGAAAAUUAUGUUCGGCGUGGAUCAUCCGGCUGCGGUUAGGGUUUUACAUGGUGCUGUUUUUGCUGUGAGACGAGAGGCAAUCAGGCAGUAUCCUAAAGAUUUCUUUAAGAAGUGCUUGGACCAGUUUUCCACCGCUGGGAAGGGGGCUGUUAAUCCGGAAGUCGGUUUCUUCAUGGAGCGAAUCUGGAUGGCGUUGUGGAGCAGGAAAUUUUGGCUGUCGGGAUAG
Messenger RNA from Penicillium nucicola, 747 nucleotides. RefSeq lists its product as uncharacterized. NCBI's taxonomy places the organism in Eukaryota, Fungi, Ascomycota, Eurotiomycetes, Eurotiales, Aspergillaceae. The record is from RefSeq and is a predicted model, not a curated record. The transcript has a single exon. The coding region runs from base 1 to 747 and encodes 248 amino acids.